This is a messenger RNA of Neltuma alba, 2001 nucleotides long. Its product is annotated as (3S,6E)-nerolidol synthase 1-like. Lineage: Eukaryota; Viridiplantae; Streptophyta; Magnoliopsida; Fabales; Fabaceae. Gene Ontology annotation, biological process: diterpenoid biosynthetic process. The transcript has 7 exons. The coding region runs from base 1 to 1689 and encodes 562 amino acids. Gene Ontology annotation, molecular function: magnesium ion binding; terpene synthase activity. The record is from RefSeq and is a predicted model, not a curated record.
AUGAAAUCCUCCAUUCUCUCCUUCCAUCCCAGAUUGCCUGUCACAAAAGCAGAACUUUCUGACAGAUCCUCCUCCUUCAAACUCAAUUCUCUGCCUGCUGCUUACAAAUGGAUCAUCACCGAGAAAAGCCCUUCUACACCUUUGAGAAACUUUGAUCACCUCUGCCAUAAUCUGGAAGGAGAGCUGAAACUGUACAAGAACGUUCUUAAGAAUGUGGGUGAACAUUCAGUGAAAGGCUUGUACAUGGUUGAUGCUCUGCAACGCCUGAACAUCGAUUGCCACUUCCAAGAAGAAAUUGAGGAAUUUCUAGCAACUCAACUCACGAUUUUCAGCACUUGUCAAAGUGACUAUGGUCAUGAUGAUCUUCAUCAGGUUUCUCUUCUCUUCCGCCUUCUGAGACAGCAAGGUCAUUCUGUACCUGCAGAGGUGUUUGAGAAGUUUAUAGCAAAGGAGGGGAACUUUAGCAGCAAGGUAAGUGGAUGUGUCAAGGGAAUGAUAGAACUAUAUGAAGCUUCACAGCUAAAAAUGCCCGAAGAAGCCAUACUUGAUGAAGCUGAACAGUUUAGCGGGAAGAUGCUGAAGGAAAUAAGUGCCUACAUUGGUGUUGAUAAAGCUGAGUUUGUGAGGAGUACUUUGGAGCAACCAUUUCACAAAAGUCUGCCAAUUUUCACCUCCAGAAGCUUGUUUCAAGGCACUCAAGGCAUGAAUGGAUGGCUCAAUGCCUUACAAGAUGUGGCCAAGAUGAACUUCAAUAUACUCCAAUCUGCAUACCAAAUGGAGAUCCUUCAUAUUUCUAAAUGGUGGACUGAACUUGGAUUAGCGAACGAGUUGAAGUAUGCUAGAAACCAACCGCUGAAAUGGUACAUUUGGUCACUUGGAUGCUUAACAGAUCCAUCUUUGUCAGAAGAAAGGAUGGAGCUCACAAAACCAAUUUCCUUCAUCUACCUAAUAGACGACAUUUUUUAUAUAUAUGGGACCCUUGAAGAACUAACUCUUUUCACAAAAGCUGUUACUAUAUGGGAUAUUGAAGCUGCAGAAGAGCUACCCGAUUACAUGAAGAUAUGCUUUAAGGCACUCCAUGAUCUCACCAAUGAAAUCAGCUACAAAGUGUAUCUGAAGCAUGGACGGGACCCCAGUAUGUCCCUCCGAAAAGCGUGGGGGAGAUUGUGUGAAGCAUUUCUGAUAGAAGCAGAAUGGUUUGCUUCAGGGAAGAUACCCUGUGCAGAAGAAUACUUGAAGAAUGGGAUAGUAAGCUCAGGGGUGCAUAUAGUAAUGGUUCACAUUUUCUUUCUGUUAGGCCAAUCAAUCACCAACGAAUCAGUGCAGAAAAUAGACAACACUCCAACCAUCAUCUCUUCCACUGCAACAAUUCUUCGUCUCUGGGAUGACUUGGGAACUGCUGAGGACGAGAAUCAGGAAGGGAAGGAUGGAUCAUAUAUGGAAUGCCUGAAGAAGGAGAUAAGGAACAAGGAAAUGGCAAGAGAGGUGGUGGCGGCUAAGAUCUCAGAUGCGUGGAAGAGUCUGAACAGAGAGUUCAUAAUGGACAGCUCAUUUUCUUCAGCCUUCAAGAAAGCAUCUCUCAAUCUGGCGAGGAUGGUGCCACUGAUGUACAGUUACGAUCACAAUCAAUGCCUUCCCAAACUAGAGGCCGAAGUCAAGUCGUUGCUUUAUGAUCAGGUUCCUCUGUGAUUAUGGUUCCCACAAACUUCCUUUUCAAAUGCAAGAAUGCGAUAAAACAAGUCAUACUCAUAUUAGGGCUUAGAUUCUCUCUCUCUGCGUCUAUGUGCAUGGAAGAGCCAAGAGUGAUGUUGUAUGAAAGAGAACCUUCACGUGCGUAUUACGUCGGAGGCCUCAUAGAUACACAGUGGGUGGACCAGCGAGCACGCAUGAGAAAAAUUUAUUGUGCGUAUUAUGAAUAGUUUUAUUUGUGUUGAAAAAGGAAGCAUCUCUUUCAUUUAAAUUUUAAACAGAGACAUAUGAGCCAUAUGGCAGUUCUAGCCA